AGACGCAAGAUAAAUAUCGAAUACAUCAAAGAUAAAUCACGUAGACAUAUAACUUUCUCAAAGCGUAAGAAUGGUAUUAUGAAGAAAGCCUACGAGUUGGCUACUUUAACUGGCACACAAGUCUUAUUGUUAGUCGUCAGUGAAUCAGGUUUGGUGUAUACAUUCACGACGGCCAAGCUAUCACCAGUUGUCAAGACAGAUGAGGGCCAAAUGAUAGUACAGAAAUGCUUAUCG
Molecule: messenger RNA, 234 nt
Organism: Wallemia mellicola CBS 633.66
Lineage: Eukaryota; Fungi; Basidiomycota; Wallemiomycetes; Wallemiales; Wallemiaceae
Product: SRF-TF-domain-containing protein
Exons: 1
Biological process (GO): positive regulation of transcription by RNA polymerase II
Molecular function (GO): protein dimerization activity; DNA-binding transcription factor activity, RNA polymerase II-specific; RNA polymerase II cis-regulatory region sequence-specific DNA binding
Source: RefSeq, a predicted model, not a curated record